UUUAAACGUCGGGGUCCUAGCCAUUAAAACUUACCUUGGGGCUUAGGGUUUCCUAUUUGGGCACUAAUAUUUGAAUUCCCCGCUCUAUUUUUCUCCAGUGAAUCGAGAUUUUUCAAUCCCUGAAAGCUCGUUCGUAUUACACAUGGAUCAUGUUUCUAUAUGCCCCUUCUGUUUUCUACAACUCCCUAUAGCUCAACUCGAAAGUCAUGCUAAUAGUCAUUUUGAGGAUGAACAAGUUGAAGCAGACCUUGAAUUGGCUAAAGAGAUUUCUCUUGCUUCCUCAGUUUCGCCUUUUCAUUCGGCUGAUACUGCCGUGGUAUUUGAUGAACGUUUAUCAUCGAGGUGUGAAAUUAGUAUUGAUUGUAGAGGGAUGAACGUUGAUGAGAAAUUUUUGUGCUUGCGUGAUUUACAAGUGAAGGAGAGUUUUUAUGAGGUUAAUGAUGGUUUGAUUGACUUAUUGCGGACAAGGUUGGAACUAGAUUACGGGUACUCAACUAGUUUAUUGUCAGGUUGCGUUGAUCAUAUUCAGAGUGCUAAAUCUGAGGCUGCUGGAUGGGGAUGUGGUUGGCGGAAUAUUCAAAUGUUAAGCUCCCAUCUGAUUAAGCAGAGACGGGAAGCGAGGGAAGUUUUGUUUGGUGGAUGUGGUUUCGUUCCUGAUAUUGCCUCGCUGCAGAGAUGGCUUGAGUUAUCGUGGGAGAAGGGGUUUGAUACACCUGGCUCAGAGGAUUUUGAUAGAAAGAUUUAUGGGAAAAGAAGUUGGAUUGGGACCACCGAGUGUGCUACACUUUUUCGUUCUUUUGGGAUUCGUGCUAGAAUAGUUGAUUUUUGUAGCAAGGAACUGGCAUCAAAGACCUCUUUUCCUCAUUUGAGUCAUGGAGAAGGGAGAAUUGAAGUAUGUACAGUGAAUAAUAAGUUACAGGUUAAUGGACCAAUGGAUAAGUAUAUUUCAAGAGGGGAUUGUAGUACAUCUCUAGCAGGCUCGUCUGGGAAGUGGAAGCCUCAUCUUACCAACUCUGGAAAGCUGAAGGGUCAACAUUCUCUUAUUGAUUGGGUUUGGAGUUACUUCUCAGACAAUAGAUCUAUUCAACUGAACAAGAAUCAAGUCAUUGCCAGUGAGAAACCGCCCUUGUACUUCCAGCACAAUGGUCAUUCUAGAACCAUCGUUGGGAUUCAAGCCACAUCUCAGCGGAAAGGGGGGCAACAAUACAACCUUUUAAUUUUUGACCCUGCGCAUAUAACUCAAGAUCUGGAGAGGUCUCUCAAAGACAGAGGUUGGCAAGCGCUGAUAAAAAGAGGAGUUCACACACUACAGAAGCCCCACUAUCAGAUAUGCUAUAUUGAUCCUGGAAUAGCUGGUGCAGAGGAGAUGGAGGGUCUUAAGACCUUAACUAGUGUUCGUUUCGAGUAUUGAGUUUUAGACUCUUGAAUUUGAUUCCGUCAAUAUAAAACUUAAAACGUGUAGAAGAUGCCACCAUUUCUGCCUUCUAUUGCCAUUGUAAUAUGCAGGACUUGAAAUAGGCCUAUUGGCAGAGAAAUCAAUUCUGGAACCGUAAGCCUGCAACGUACAACGAAUAGCUAUGUAUCUUUGGGUGAUAUCUGUA
Molecule: messenger RNA, 1601 nt
Organism: Daucus carota subsp. sativus
Lineage: Eukaryota; Viridiplantae; Streptophyta; Magnoliopsida; Apiales; Apiaceae
Exons: 6
Coding region: 143-1411 (422 amino acids)
Source: RefSeq, a predicted model, not a curated record